Messenger RNA from Conger conger (European conger), 2625 nucleotides. It is a transcript of the gene ttc22, whose product is annotated as tetratricopeptide repeat domain 22. Gene Ontology annotation, molecular function: protein binding. Lineage: Eukaryota; Metazoa; Chordata; Actinopteri; Anguilliformes; Congridae. The coding region runs from base 17 to 1720 and encodes 567 amino acids. The record is from RefSeq and is a predicted model, not a curated record. The transcript has 7 exons.
GUGGUAGAGAGAAGUCAUGGAGGAAAGCAGCACGGAGGAGGACAUCGAAGCCCUCAUCGAGGGCAUGGAGUACAUCCCAGGCCACUUUCACCUGGACCUGAACCUCAACUGUGAGUCGCAGACGCCCAGGGAGCUGAGGCAGCGCGACACCCGGCUGAAGCAGGACAGCCUGCGGGCGGAGCUGGAGGCCGAGGCCGGGUCCCUGCAGUACGCCGUGAGGAACCUGCUGGGCCUGCUGGCCUUCCACCUGGACGAGCUGCCACAAGCCGAGGAGGUCUUCCGGAACAUCUGCAAGGAGGACCCCGGGAACCUCAACGCUUGGGCCAACCUGGGCUACGUCUACGACCGGCUGAAACGGGAGGUGGAGGGGGCAGAGUGUGUGGAGAUGGUGUCUUCUCUGAUGGGCCUGGAGCCCGGGGAGUCAGGCCAGGGCGAGCCCAGGCUCCUGGCGGCCCGCUGCCUGGCAGAGCAGGCUUACGCGCACCCUUACGAUGUGGAGCUGGACAAAGAGGAGGUGAAGGACAGGCUGACGGCCGCCCUCAGACUGUACAACAGGGCUCUGGACUAUGGAGGAGAGCUGAUACCUAUUGAAGAAAAGAGAAGUUGGUAUUUUAUUAUGGCAACAAUGUAUAUAAGACUGGAUGAUAUGAUGAAGGAGAAGAACGACUCAGAGUACACAAGACUAUCCUACUUCAACAAGGCCCUGAAGCUGCUCACAGAGACCCUCAAGUCAGAGAAAACGCACUACAAAGCUCUGGCCUGGUGCUAUGUGGGGAUUAUGCUGGAGAGGACCGAUGAGUUCUCCAUUGUUCCCAUGGCUGUCCAUGACUGCGGUUACUCUGGCUCAGAGCCCCUCUCCUGCUAUGGAACGGCCAUUAAACUCGCCAACGAGGAUGCGUUCAUCUUGAACCGGCUGGCCAAAGUCUUCUUCCUCCUGCGCAAGCAUGAGAUGGCCACAGGGAUCUGUAACAUGGCACUGAACGUGCUCCCCGACCCGGAGCUCAACUGGCAGGCUUACCGCACCCGCGCCAAGAUAAAUGUGACCAUCUAUGCAAGAGAUCUGGAGAGAGCCAAAUUAGGUAUGGCAGGUGUACCGGACCGACAAAAGUUAGCAGAAGCCAAGGCAGACUUAGACCGUGUAUUAGAAGUUCGUCCCUGUCUGAGGACACACCUGGAAAUGGGACAGGUGUAUUACUACAUGGGCGUGGACGCCAUGCAGGAGAGCCUGCUGGUGGACGAGUCGGCGGUGAACGCGGCGCUGGUCAGCCUGGCCCAGGCGCUGCAGUGCGAGCUGGGAGACAGCCUGCCGGAGCUGCAGCUGCUGCGGGGACGCUGUCUGCUCCUGAAGGGCGAGGAGCGCAACGCAGCCGACUGCUUCAAGCGGGCCCUGACCCUGGAGCCCCCCGGGAGCCGCGACACGGCCGCCCUGCGCUGCCUCCUGGAGGCGCUGCUGGCCCUCUUCUCCCAGAGCGGCUCCGACCCGGGCCCCGCCGUCAGGGAGCUGGAGGUGUGGGUGAGGCGCGCAGAGGAGCGCUAUCCCUACGAGACGGUGCAGAGCGAGCUCAGGACGCUGUGCCGGGCGCACACGGACGAGAUGGCCGAGCUUUCCCGCGCCAUCGUGCGCUUGGGCCGGACGGACCUCAUACGCCGGCUGCUGGAGACGGUGCAGCCCAAGGGAGCGGUCAAGAAGAGGCCCCUGGCCCGGUCACAGUCAGUGUGAGACCGACCAGGACCAGAGAGGGGGUUAACAUCGUACACCAGACUACAUCGUACUGCGCACGAGCAGGAAGCACGUGGGCAGCAGCGCGAGUCAGAUCACUUCGUAGAACAAAAUGCAUGGACUGUUAUGAAUUAGCCUAAUUAAGAGCAGGCUGCUGAAAUUGACCAUUUUACAGAAACUACAUUUGUAAAUGAACCUGGUGGAAAAUUAUAAUGUGGUCCAAUUCAUGAACAGCGCAAUUAUCCAGUGUUAUGCAUGUGGCAAUUGUUUGCCUGAAAUGUUCACUAAAUUAUUGUAUCUCACUAAAGUAUGAAAAAACAAAAAACAAAAAACAAAAAAAAUAUAAACCACGGCUGAUUAGCAGUCCCGUCAGUUCCAAUACAAUACUCAGAGACACAAUUCAGUAGCCCUGAUGUAAAUUACUGGUCAUUUGUAAGACAGCAUAAAUACUUCAGUUGAUGUAUGUUAAAUAGGAGUCACUUCACUGAAGUGAAAUUUGAGCUGUUCUUCAGAAUUCUGCUGCUUAGCUAGAACAGCGGGUUGAGUUGCAUUACUGCCGGUAAUGCUGGGGCCGCAGGGGUCUUUCAGAAAUAGGGAUGAUGAAUGUAGAAGAAAUUCCAGUUGUGACAAGUAGACUUACUGUGCUGUAACUUAAUGUAAAGACAGUGUAAAUUAAGUCAUUGUGAGUGUUUUUGUAGUAACAUGUUCGCCAAUAAGCAUAAACAUCAUGCAAUUGUAUUUUCCAUCAAGAACGUAAUGUCAUUCCCUACUGGGAAUGCUCAGGAAAGAGAAAUGGUUUUCAGAAAGACAAGUGUGCAUAGAUUCAGUAAUUAUUUGAAUGAUGUCCUGUUUUCUGAUUGGAUUUUCUUUUUAUUACCUUUAAAAAAUUUCUCAUGAUCUUGAAA